This is a messenger RNA of Tigriopus californicus, 1076 nucleotides long. RefSeq lists its product as uncharacterized. The record is from RefSeq and is a predicted model, not a curated record. The coding region runs from base 378 to 773 and encodes 131 amino acids. The transcript has 2 exons. NCBI's taxonomy places the organism in Eukaryota, Metazoa, Arthropoda, Copepoda, Harpacticoida, Harpacticidae.
UUGCCUUUUGCUUGUCACCGCUCAAAAGUUCACCCGGCGUUCGAGCUCUGAGACCGGUUCUUCAAACCUCGCGCAUUUCUACCCCAGUGCUGGUCACAAACCAUCCGAUCUACGUCAAUCAAUGGACUAAAGUACUGGCAUCUGAGUUGAACGUGACUUGACGCUUCUUCCGCUCAAUAUUCUUAGUAUUAUGCACUAUGAUCAGGUGUGCGCCCAAUGGCGGGAGCGAGAAUCGGUAGGAAGUCGAUGGGUAUAUAUACAUGCAGCACAUGGUCCAAUGGCAGUGUGUGAUUUGCUUGUAGCACAAUUCAUCAAGUAGGGUUAUCCCUAUCCAUCAAGAAGACAUAUUUCUCCGAAUCGUAUCUCUCAAUAAGAAAAUGAAAUCGUUUGCUCUGUGUGUGCUGUUUGCAUCCAUGGCCUUGGCCUUUCCACAGGCCCAAAAUCCUUAUCUCUCCAUCAAGGUCAAUGUUGGGGGAAGUGGCUAUGAGACGGAUGUGAGCAAGCAAGAAGUUCACAACAAGUUGAUCAAUGCCCAAGGAGUAAAGGAGGAAUACGAGCCUUUCCAAGACCAUGUCCCACCCUUUCUGGCGCUCCCCGCCAUCACACCCUAUGAUUCGAGAGACUCGCCAUCCGAUUCGUAUUUUAAACCUAAGCCUCAGCCUUACCGUGCCGAAGCCCGUGAAACCUACACUCCUUACCAAGAGGCAAUUGAGGAGCCAGCCGCUCCAUAUCCUUUAGAGGAAGAUGAUGCUGAUGACAAGCAAGAGGAAUAAGAUUCCAACGACAUGUGCGGUCAAAAUUGUCAUACUAAGUAAAUAAAUAUGAAAAUGUUAUUUUCUCCGGAUAUUGCUUCGAAUUCCUUCCUCACAAAACUUCCAAAAAAAGGAAGAGAGAGAGAAAAAAACAGCCACUGUCAAGGGAGAUAAUUUUUCAGCCCUCAAGACAAGUCCAGUCUGUCAAUUAAUGUUUGCUCUAGUUUUUUCGUCUUCUCUCCUCCAUUUCUGCACACCUUCCUUCGUCUAUUCAUGGAUGGAGCAUUGGAGCAAGUUGCAAACACUUCUCAUGCAUUACCCAUU